ACCUUUACAUCCCUCAGGAACAUCACAAGGUGUGAUACAACCAGGGCAGAUAGAGAUUAAACCAAGAGCAGACCAAAAUGUUCCUUACCCCUGUGCGUUCUGUUCCAGAACACUUGUUGCAGCCAUGAUGCCUGUUGCAACCGUGAUGCCUGACGACACGCCGAUGUUUGACCCAAAUAUUCUGCAUGAACUUGACUGGAGUGAGAACACGACGACGUUUUCUCCUGCUAUUUCUCCUUUAGAUCCAGGAGAUGGCCUAGUUUUGAGACCGCUCUGCACAGCUGAUUUAAACCGAGGCUUUUUUAAGGUUCUGGGUCAGCUGACUGAAACUGGAGUUGCAAGCCCAGAGCAGUUUAUCAAAACCUUUGAGCACAUGAAGAGAUCUGGCGAUUACUACGUUACUGUCGUAGAAGACACAAAUCUUGGACAGAUUGUUGCUACGGCAACGCUGGUUAUAGAACAUAAGUUCACUCACUCCUGUGCAAAGAGAGGAAGGAUAGAAGAUGUAGUAGUAAGCGGGGAGUGCAGAGGAAAGCAGCUUGGUAAACUAUUAACGUCCACCCUGACGUUGCUAAGUAAGAGACUGAACUGUUACAAAAUUACACUUGAGUGUCUGCCAAAAAAUGUGGAUUUCUAUAAGAAGUUUGGCUAUUCGGUAUCUGAAGAAAACUACAUGUUUCAGCGGUUCUUUAAUUAAGAACUUCUAGAUUUUGGUUGGUUUUGUUUUUUGCUUUUUUUUUUUUUAAAAAGACUGUUGGUGGAGGAGCUUGUGCUACAAACGUUCUCUUCGUGACAAACUUAUAUAGUUUAUUGCUGCAAAUAUAAUGAUCCCUAUAAAUAAUGAACAUCAAAUGUGUAAAUCCUGCAAAAGAAAAAAAAAAACCUUACUGACAUUUUAGAAGGGUCCUCUGGGUUAGGAAAUAAGCGCUUACAACUGAUUUUUACUACUGUUCAGUCUCAGUGAAGCUUUUUUGUUCUAGCUGAGUUACAAAGGACUCUUGUUAAAGGGAUGGUUUUUAACCAAAGGUCUAUAUUUUUAUCUCAAAUUUUUUCUCGCAUUGUAUUUUUCUAAAGGUUUGUGCUUCUUUUCUUGGUAGCCAAAGUACAGCUUGUGGGACAGUGCUCCUGCCUGUACUUCAUGGAAGGAUGGUGUAGCUGGGGCAGGGGGGAUGCUUUUCUCAUGCAGAAUUAGCGAUACAGAACGGGCCUUUGUCCUGGUCUUCCCAGGAAACCUCGCUGGUGAUGUUACAGUCCCUAAAGUUUUAUAGGCACUAUUUCCCAAAACUGAAUUUGUUACUAUUUGUGCGGAGAAUCCUUACGGGCUAUGCUAAAGCUGAUGUUGAGUCUAAAAAUGGAUGUGUACUUCUUGCUGCAGGGGUCCUGCACUUUAGCUGAUAACUGACUUUGUUUUCAGGAUAAUUACUUGUUUUCUGACUCAAAAAAACCCAAACCCCAACCCCAUGGUUUGUGACAGGGCAGAGGUAACCCUGUCAUUAGUGGGGCUCUGGCUAGCACUCAGUGGGAAAUCCCAAACGGGAUUGGCAGUAAAUGCCAGGGCAGGGAAACCCCCCCCAAGCCUGGUCCCGAGGGCUUGUUGCUGCUUUGGAGCAUCCCUCUUGCUGUAAGACUGGAGAAAUGAUUUUAGCACUUUUGCCAGUGAUGGCAAGCAAAUACCGUACAAAGGCCUGGUUCCAACAGUAGUGUUUUGUGCGACAGAGAAUGACAACCCCUGCAUCCGUGAAUAGGGCAUUAUAAAUACGGGAAGGUUCGGACAGAACAGCCAGUCUCGCUUGUGAACAGUUAGGCCUUACAAAAUGUUCUUUCAUUGUGGUGUGGAGAGCUACUUUAAGCUGCGGUGGGGGUUCUAUUUAAUGUCCCUGAUGGUA
Messenger RNA from Egretta garzetta (little egret), 1886 nucleotides. It is a transcript of the gene GNPNAT1, whose product is annotated as glucosamine-phosphate N-acetyltransferase 1. Lineage: Eukaryota; Metazoa; Chordata; Aves; Pelecaniformes; Ardeidae. The transcript has 5 exons. Gene Ontology annotation, cellular component: endoplasmic reticulum; Golgi apparatus; endoplasmic reticulum-Golgi intermediate compartment. The coding region runs from base 125 to 697 and encodes 190 amino acids. The record is from RefSeq and is a predicted model, not a curated record. Gene Ontology annotation, biological process: UDP-N-acetylglucosamine biosynthetic process. Gene Ontology annotation, molecular function: glucosamine 6-phosphate N-acetyltransferase activity; monosaccharide binding.